Molecule: messenger RNA, 1518 nt
Organism: Acanthochromis polyacanthus (spiny chromis)
Lineage: Eukaryota; Metazoa; Chordata; Actinopteri; Pomacentridae
Product: sodium- and chloride-dependent betaine transporter-like
Exons: 13
Coding region: 25-1518 (497 amino acids)
Biological process (GO): sodium ion transmembrane transport
Cellular component (GO): membrane
Source: RefSeq, a predicted model, not a curated record
AUAGUGAUUUCGUUUUACACUUCGAUGUACUACAUCGUCAUUCUGGCUUGGGCCUUCCUCUACUUAUUCUCCUGCUUCCACACUGUGCUGCCCUGGGCCAGCUGCAACAACACCUGGAACACAGAGAACUGCAUUGAUUCUGGCAUGAAUGAAUCAUUUUCUGGCACUGUCAAUCACAAUAUAACAUCUUCAGUUCAAGAAUUCUGGCAGAGGAGAGUUCUGGGUUUGUCUGGAGGAAUUGAGGAGAUGGGUAAUAUGCGCUGGGACCUGGCUGGGUGUCUUCUACUGAGCUGGGUUAUCUGUUACUUUUGUAUCUGGAAAGGAGUCAAGACUUCAGGAAAGGUCGUCUAUUUCACAGCCACGUUCCCCUACGUGAUGCUGAUUGUGUUGCUGAUCCGUGGUGUGACACUGCCAGGAGCUGCAGAUGGAAUUCGAUUCUACCUUUCUCCUGAUCCAACACGUCUAACUGAUCCUCAGGUGUGGAUGGACGCUGCAGGCCAGAUAUUGUUCUCCUAUGCCGUCUGCUCAUGCUGUCUGCCGUCUUUGGGAAGUUACAAUAAAUACAACAACAACUGCUACAAAGACGCUUUUGCCUUGUGCACACUGAACAGUUUAACCAGCUUUGUUGCUGGCUUUGCAGUCUUCUCCGUCCUCGGCUUCAUGUCGCAUGAGUUGGGUGUCGACAUCUCCACGGUGGCUGAAUCAGGUCCCGGUCUUGCCUUCGUUGCUUAUCCUCGAGCAGUCGCCUUGAUGCCUUUACCACAACUCUGGGCUGUCUUCUUUUUCCUCAUGAUAGUCUUCCUUGGACUGGACAGUCAGUUUGUGUAUCUGGAGGGUCUGGUGACAUCCGUAUCUGAUAUGUAUCCGUCGUACUUUUUCACCGGUCACCAACGUAAACUGCUUCUGCUGCUCAUCUGUCUCAUCUGCUUAGUUACUGGCCUGUUUAUGGUCACGGAGGGAGGACUUUAUGUAUUUCUCCUGUUUGACUACUACGCCUGCAGUGGAAUGCCAUUAAUGUUUUUCGGCAUGUUGGAGACUGUUUGUGUGGGAUGGGCAUUUGGUGCUGAUCGUUAUUAUGGAAAAAUAAAGGAAAUGAUUGGUUACCGCCCCUCACCUUAUAUGAAGUACUGUUGGAAGUUCUUUACACCAUCCUUCUGCAUUGGAAUACUGCUCUUCUCUCUUGUCCGGUUUACCCCUCUGAGAUACAAUAACACCUAUAUAUAUCCUGGUUGGGGCUAUGCCAUUGGGAUAUUUCUUGGAUUAUCGUCAGUUCUUGUGACUCCUCUGUAUUUUCUCUACCUUAUGGCCAUAACCCCAGGAACAAUGAGACAGAGACUGACAACAUUAUGCACUCCAGCAGCUGAGCUCCUUAACCCAAGGAAAACUCCGUACCAAGAACAACCUCUGUUUGAUACAGAGCUGUGUGCUCUAAAUAUGACUGAGAAACCCAAAGCUGUCACUUUGGAAGCUCCUCUAUGGAGUCCAGGAAGCAGUCCUGGACAGAACCAGCCCUCCUGA